AUGAGGACUUUGAAUGGCGAAAAUAAGGAGCGGGAGAGCGGGGAGGGAGAGCCCCCUCUGGAGAAGGACGUGGACGUGGCCCGGCUGUGGCGAGACGCCGCCCUCCGGUCCCGGAAGCUGCGCAGCCACCUGCGCCAGGCGCCACCCCGCCCCGAAGAGCAGGACCUGUCGCAGGUGGAGACCCUCAACCUGGGCAACAACCUCUUGCAGGAUCUGCCCCAAGGCCUGGCGUCCAGCCUGGACAACCUGCGCGUGCUGGUGCUGCGCCGGAACCGCUUCUCCAGCGUGCCGCGUGCCGUCCUGGAGCUCCCGCGGCUGGCCGAGCUGGACCUGAGCCACAACCGGCUGAGGGGCGUGGCCGACGGCCUGGCCGAGAGUUUGCCCGCGCUCAAGAAACUCAACUUGGCUCACAACAGUAUCCUCCAGCUACCCGAGCGCAUCGCCGCCUUGGCGCUCCUGGAGGAACUGGACGUCAGCUUCAACGAGCUGCGGAGCCUGCCCGCCUCGUUCGCAGACCUGGCCGGGCUUCGCGCGCUGGACCUGGACCACAACCGGCUGGCCGGCUUCCCUCCUGAGAUCCCGGCGCUGGCCGCCUUGGAGGAACUGGACUGCUCGGGGAACAGCUUUGACGUCCUGCCCCAGGACGUGGCCCGGCUGAACAGUGUAAAGAUCUUGUGGCUGAGCAACCUGGAGCUUAGCUCGCUGCCGGACGCUUUCUGCCAGCUGCGUCGCCUAGAGAGCCUGAUGCUGGACGGGAACCACCUGGCCACGCUGCCGCCCGCUUUCGGCACCCUGCGCACGCUGAAAAUGAUCAACUUGUCUUCCAACAGACUUGACGACUUCCCAGAUGUUCUGCUGGACAUUUCGGGGCUGGAGGAGCUUUACCUGAGCAGGAACCGACUGACCCGAGUGCCGUCGGAAAUCGCCCGCUUGCGCAACCUGGUCAAUCUCUGGCUGGACCACAACCGCCUGACUUACCUGCCCGACUCGCUGGUGGACCUGGCUAAGUUGGAGGAGCUGCUCCUCCAGGGCAACCAAAUCGCCGUCCUUCCCGACCGCUUUGGAAAACUGUCGGGGCUCAACGUUUGGAAGGCGGAGGGCAAUCCACUGGUCCAGCCUCCGUAUGAGGUGUGCGCCAAGGGGAUUGCGCACAUCGCCGCCUAUCAGCGGGACCUGGCCCGUUCACGCCCGGAGGCCCGGCCCAGACUCAACGUGGUCCUGCUGGGGCCGAGGGACGCCGGGAAGACGUGGUUGCGACAGAUCCUGCUCGACGGCGGCGGCCCGGACGUUGGUGCCGAGCGGGGAAUCCACGUCUCUGACUGGGCGGCGGCGGAGGGCGACCCGGCCUUCCGGCUCUACGACGUGUCCGCGGAGUCUGAGCUGGACCCGGUCCGGCCCCUCUUCCUGUCCCCCGCCGCGCUCUACAUCCUGGCCAUCAACCUGCGUUCGUACUCGCCGCGUGACUUCUACGCCAGGGUGGGCUACUUCCUCCGCUUGCUGGGCUCCAAGGUGCCCCGGGCCGUGGUACUGCUGGUGGGCACGCGCACCGACCUGUGCGUGGAGGCUGAGCUGGAAGAGAAGAAGCUGGACAUCCACCGACAGGUGGGCAUGCAGGAGACCGGGGACGCGCGGGUUCUGAGGAGCUCGGCGCUCAAAGCGGAGCGGGCACUGCGGCGGGGUUACCCCGCCCGUGCUUCCGGCCCGCGCGGCUACUUCUACGCUGUGUCCGAUGGCAACCUGCGGCGGGAGGUGGCCCGGCUGCGUUCCCUCCUGGAGAAGCGCCCGCAGAUCCUGUCCCCGCUGCUGAGCGACGUCCGUCGACUGAGGGAGAAACUCGUGCGUCUGGCCCGGAACACAGAGAUCUUCCCUGAGCUCCAAAGGGCACCGCCCGGGUCCUGGCAGACACUGGAGAAGCUGCACCUGGACUCCAAAGAACCUUGGCUGACCCGGAAGGACUCUGCCCGGCUGGGCCGUCAGGCGGGGCUGACUGAGGAUGGCCUGCAAAGCGCCUUGUCCUACCGGCGCCGCGCCGGGACGCUGAUGCACUGGGAGCACGACCCCGUCCUGGAGGACUACAUCUUUCACGAUGUCCCGCGCUUUAUCGGCAUCAUUGACGCAUUCCUCCCAAGGGAGCGCCGGCAAGGGGAGGACCCGGAGCUGGACGCUUUUCGCUACCGUGGACUGUUGCCGGCCGGCGCAGUCCACCGGCUGCUGCGCCCGGUUCUCCCGGAACCAGGGGACCCAGACAGUGUCAUGGACCUUCUGGAGAAGAUAGGUUUCUGUUAUUGCGUCAACAAGCCCCGCGACGGGGAACCCCCGAACGGCGGCGCCGAGCUCUGGUACAAGUUUCCCGGAUGCGAAGGCUCGGGAGCAGAACCCGGCAACACUCGCUCUGAGAUGGAACUCAACGACGGGAGCUCAGACCGGGAACUUCACGGUAGCUCUGAUUCAGAACCCGAAGACGGGAGCUCCAACUCUGACCUCGGCGGGAUCUCUGAGCCGGAACCAGAUGGGAGCUCGGACCCGGGACCCGACGCCAGCCGCGCUUGUCCCUUGUCUUCGGCCGAGCGGCUGGAGAUCCGCUACAGCUUCCCCUUCCUUUUCCCACCCGGACUCUUUGCCCGCUUCUGCGCCCGUAUUAACAGACAUGUGGCACGGAGGUGGGAUGGCCGGCGCCGUGUCCUGGCCUAUCGGGGAAAAGUCCCAGUGGCGGUUAGCCACCGGCUCCCGGCGGGCGGGCGCCCCCACACCCUGUCGGUCGGCAGCCAAGCGGCGCUGCCCAACAUGUGGACGGCGUGGCAGGCCGUGGCGCCGCUGCUCAGCGAGUUGGACGCCCUGCUGGGGGACUGGCCUGGUUUACACUACCAAAAACACAUCCUGUGCGCCAAAUGCCUGCGCAGAGGCUCGGCCAGCCCGCACGCCUUCCCGGGGGAGCUUCUAUCUCAGCGCCGUCCCGAAGGUGUGAGUGAGCUGAUGUGUCCCAAACAUUUGUCGGAGCGGGUCAACGUGGCUUUGAUCUACCCGCCCACGCCAGCAGACACGCCCCCAACUACGCCCACGGCUGCUCCGAUUGGCUCCGAAUGA
Molecule: messenger RNA, 3084 nt
Organism: Nerophis lumbriciformis (worm pipefish)
Lineage: Eukaryota; Metazoa; Chordata; Actinopteri; Syngnathiformes; Syngnathidae
Source: RefSeq, a predicted model, not a curated record